AUGAACCGAGUCGCGAUUCUUUGCGCGGCCGGGCAUGGGCGACUUCUGCUGCCUUCGAAUUCGGUUAGACAAUUACAAUUCGGACUUUGGUGGAACAACGAUGCCGGCUGGUUCCGUCGCAUUCGUGGACAAGGCGUUCGCCAAGAAAAGAUCUACGACCAUCUUUCCUUUGAAGACAGAGCUGACAUCAAACGGCAGUAUCCGUUCUUGUACAAAUUUAUUCUCAGAAGAAUGCGGGAUCAAGCAAGAGGGAGGAAGUAUUUUCCUAUUUUUCCGGACAUUCUCUUUUAUCUCAAGUUCUUCCUCCUGUACCCAACUCUAAUGUACAUGGCCUUCACCUACUGGGGACAGGGCCGAGAGCGAGCCACGACUUUUCGCGACACCCUGACCCGAGAUUUGGAAGUAGAGAAGACCUUCUACACGGAAACGACGCUCUCAACUAUCAUGAAGAAAACAAAGAGCGUUUACUAUCAGUUCUUGAACGUUCUGGGUCUUGAUCCGUUGAAAUUUGCAGAAAGAGACGUUAAAGAUGUGACACUAGAGGAUUUUAUCGAAGGAAGAACGGAAUAUAUUGAAGAAAGAAACAGAGAUACGACUUCGUUCUUGUCGAUUUUCGAGCCUGGUCGAGCGGUUUUGACAUCUGAUGGAACUGAGCAUUUUGGCCUGACCGCUUACUCAAAGCUUCCCCUACGAUUGCUUUCAAAAGCAUUCGGCGUCUUAGGAAACACCCCCGUCCCGGUUUUUCUUCGAAAACCAAUUUACGGUGCGUAUUCAAGCGCUUUUGGCGUGAAUAUCGAAGAAGCCGUCGAGUCAGAUCUUCGCUUCUACCCUUCUCUGAACAGUUUCUUUCGCAGAGCGAUCAAGCAAGAAGUCAGACCAAUCGAUAUGGACCCCAAAGUUGUUGUUUCUCCUGCAGACGGAAAAGUUCUCCAUUUCGGAAAAUGCAAAAACGGUCUGAUAGAGCAAGUAAAAGGCGUUGAUUACUCGCUGAAGCGAUUUUUCGGACGCUGGGAAGAAACUGGCUUUACUCUUUCAAAAACAACUGAUGCUCAAUUCGCGCAAAAUCUAAAAGUCCAUCCAGAAAACGAGCUCUUUCAAAUCGUCAUUUACCUAGCUCCUGGAGACUAUCAUCGCUUUCACUCGCCCGCCGAUUUUACCAUUACUUCCAGAAGACAUUAUCCAGGAGAUCUUUUCUCCGUCAAUCCGAAACUAGCUGCUUUUAUGCGCGAUUUAUUCGUCCUAAACGAGCGAGCCACAUUCUUCGGCGAGUGGGCUCACGGAUUUAUGUCCUACUGCGCUGUUGGUGCUACAAAUGUCGGUAGCAUCAUCUUCCACUACGAUCCAGACAUGGUGACGAAUAUUAACUCAGGGAGAAUUUUGUACGGAGCGCAUGCGGACAAAGAUUUUACGCUCAUAGAUCCGCGACUCCCUGAUGGUUUACCCGUCGAAAAAGGUGAAAUGCUGGGCGAGUUCAAUCUCGGCUCUACAAUCGUUCUCGUCUUCGAAGCUCCAAAAUCCUUUGAAUUCAACGUCAGCCCUGGCGACAAGGUCCUUCUCGGUCAGAAAAUCGGCGAAAUCCUCAAACCAAAGAAAUAA
Molecule: messenger RNA, 1596 nt
Organism: Oikopleura dioica
Lineage: Eukaryota; Metazoa; Chordata; Appendicularia; Copelata; Oikopleuridae
Source: the annotation of a GenBank genome assembly